CAGAGGAGGAACAAGUCUUUAUCCCUAAAUAUGAAAAAAGUUUUCAAAACUUAAAUGAUAUGAGAGAGCUUUAGUUGGAGGGUAAGUGGACCUAACUCUACUAACUCCAACAUAUCCUUUAAUUUGUUUCCAAUCUCUCUAUAUAUUUGAUCACAACUUACAAGGAAUUUCCUUUGUCACACAAUUUUAUUAGAAUAAAGAUACUGUUACACUCAACACACAAAAAUGGCAAACUUGAGUACACUUGUUGGUUUUCUUGUCAUCAUCUUCUUCAAUGUGUUUGCACCUGCUUCUUCUGCCAGUCACCCCGUCGAAUGGUCGCUCGGGAAAGACUAUAGCUCGUUGGCUACCGGAAAGUCCUUCGCUGUUGGCGAUACCAUCGUGUUCAACUACGGUGCGGGUCACACGGUGGACGAAGUGAGCGAAAGUGACUACAAGAGUUGCACAUUGGGGAACGCAAUUUCUUCGGACAGUAGUGGAACCACAAGUAUAGCUCUCAAGACAUCUGGUCCUCACUACUUCAUCUGCGGUAUCCCCGGCCACUGCACCGGCGGCAUGAAGCUCUCUGUCACCGUUCCAGCAGCUUCAUCAGGCGGCAGUACUGGAGACGGUACCACUGACAAAAAUACACCCGUACAAGACGGAAAAACUACACCUUCAGAAGGUAAAAAGGCUAGUCCUUCUGCUUCGGGCACGGCCGUGUUGAAGCCGUUGGAUGCUUUGGUUGUGACUUCUGUAGUUGCAUUGUUGUAUGCUUUGGCUCUCUCUUAAUUAGUUGGUUUCAAGUGUUUUGCUGUGGUUUGACUCGUUUGAAGGACCAGGCUAGAGGCAGUGCUAUUAUAUGCUUCUUAUUAUUAAUUAUCUCUCAUGAUUUUUCCUAUGUUU
Molecule: messenger RNA, 885 nt
Organism: Arabidopsis lyrata subsp. lyrata
Lineage: Eukaryota; Viridiplantae; Streptophyta; Magnoliopsida; Brassicales; Brassicaceae
Product: blue copper protein
Exons: 2
Coding region: 226-771 (181 amino acids)
Cellular component (GO): plasma membrane
Molecular function (GO): electron transfer activity
Source: RefSeq, a predicted model, not a curated record